UCGGUUGGCUUUGGGGGUAGGCAAGGGCCACGCUGAGUGAUCGCGACCCCAUCCCAUGGAAGGCGGAAGGCACCACCUGGGUGUGCCGCAGUACAACUCACGGUGUGGGGAGAGUCGUCAGAAAAAGAACGAACUCGGCGUGGUUUUCUGUCUUUGCGUGCAGGAUUAUUAAAGGAGGAACAGGGGACCGGCGCGGAGUAUUUCCCCACCCAGGGGAACGCGAAACGCGUCUGCGGCGGGUGCGCAGGCCCGCGCCGUGGCCCCUCUCCCAAGGUGGCGGGCACUCCCCCGCCCCGGGCCGCGGCCCUCCCGCCCAGGCGGAGACGCGCGGAGGAUUGUGGGCUGGGGGCUGCGGCGGCCUCGCUGCGGCCUCCAGCGCUGUCUCCGUGACCCGGCCAGAGUGAGCCGGGCCGGGCCGGCGGGGUGAGGAGAAGCAGUGGAGCAGAGAGCAGAAGCGCUAAGGGCAGUGGUCGCGGCGUGGCGGCAGUGGCGGCGGCGGCGGCUCCUCUGGUGGCCGGGGAUGUGGGAGAGGCGGUGGGAGAGGCGGUGGCAGCAGCGGCGGAGGCGGUGCUGCGGACCCGGGGGGAACUGCUGGCUGACAGGACACCCGGGAGAGACGUGAGGGAGCCGCCGCUGCCGCCUCUCAUCCCCGAGCGGAGCCGGGCUCGAGAGGGCGGCCCUGCGCACUCCGAGCAGACGGGUCAGCAGGCGCGGGGCGGGGACGGGAAGCCGAGCUCGGGCUCAGCCGGGCCCCAGGCGCCAGGAGGCGGCGGCCGCGGAGCAGCAGCCUCUGCGCGACGUGGAGGGCUGAAGGCGGUGGCGAUGCAGUAGGCCUCGCUCUGGGGCAGCUGCCCGGGACCCGCAGUUGUGUGGUGAUUUUAUGCAAUGGCUUCAAGCCACAGUUCUUCACCAGUGCCUCAAGGAAGCAGCAGUGAUGUUUUCCUUAAAAAAGAGGUAGAUCCAACAAAACACAUUCGACCUGUACAGUCACUGCCAGAUGUGUGCCCCAAGGAACCCACAGGUGAUUCAAAUAGUUUAUGUGUUGCUCCAUCUCUAGUUACAGAUCAACAUAGAUGGACUGUUUAUCAUUCCAAAGUAAAUCUCCCAGCAGCAUUAAAUGAUCCUCGGUUAGCAAAAAGAGAAUCUGACUUCUUUACAAAAACAUGGGGAUUGGACUUUGUGGACACUGAAGUCAUACCUUCAUUCUACCUCCCACAGAUCAGCAAGGAACAUUUUACAGUGUAUCAACAGGAAAUCUCUCAGCGAGAGAAGAUUCAUGAGAAAUGCAAGAAUAUUUGUCCUCCUAAAGAUACUUUUGACAGGACUCUCUUACAUACACAUGAUAAAUCCAGGACAGAUCUGGAGCAAGUACCUAAGAUUUUUAUGAAACCAGAUUUUGCCUUGGACGAUUCCUUAACUUUUAAUUCAGUUUUACCAUGGUCUCAUUUUAAUACUGCUGGUGGAAAAGGAAAUCGUGAUGCAGCUUCCUCAAAGUUGCUUCAAGAAAAGCUGAGCCAUUAUCUGGAUAUUGUGGAAGUAAACAUUGCUCACCAGAUCUCUCUACGUUCAGAAGCAUUUUUUCAUGCAAUGACCUCUCAAAACGAGCUGCAGGACUACCUCAAGAAAACUUCCCAGGCUGUAAAAAUGCUUCGAGAUAAAAUUGCACAGAUUGAUAAAGUAAUGUGUGAAGGAUCACUACACAUUUUAAGACUGGCACUUACCAGAAAUAAUUGUGUUAAAGUGUACAAUAAACUGAAGUUAAUGGCCACUGUACACCAGACUCAGCCUACAGUACAGGUGUUGUUAUCUACUUCUGAAUUUGUUGGAGCAUUGGACUUAAUAGCAACAACACAAGAGGUUCUACAGCAGGAACUUCAGGGCAUUCACAGUUUCCGGCAUUUGGGAUCACAGCUUUGUGAAUUAGAAAAACUGAUAGAUAAAAUGAUGAUUGCAGAAUUUUCUACUUAUUCUCAUAGUGACUUAAAUAGGCCACUGGAAGAUGACUGUCAAAUUUUAGAAGAGGAAAGACUCAUAUCUCUUGUAUUUGGACUUUUAAAAAAAAGAAAACUCAAUUUUUUAGAAAUCUAUGGUGAAGAAAUGAUUAUUACUGCAAAGAAUAUCAUUAAACAGUGUGUGAUUAAUAAGGUUUCCCAAAUAGAAGAAAUAGACACAGAUGUUGUUGCAAAGCUUGCAGAUCAGAUGAGAAUGUUGAAUUUUCUCCAGUGGUUUGAUCUGUUAAAGGAUAUUUUCUCUAAAUUUACAAUUUUCCUACAGAGAGUUAAGGCAACAUUAAAUACCAUUCAUAGUGUUGUUCUCUCAGUUCUGGACAAAAACCAAAGGACUAGGGAAUUGGAAGAGAUUUCACAACAGAAGAAUGCUGCAAAAGACAAUUCGUUGGACACAGAAGUUGCUUAUUUAAUCCAUGAAGGCAUGUUUAUAAGUGAUGCAUUCAGUGAGGGUGAAUUAACACCUGUAGCAGUUGACACCACCUCUCAAAGAAAUGCAUCUCCAGAUAGUGAGCCCUGCAGCAGUGAUUCGGUAUCUGAACCAGAAUGUACUACUGAUUCUUCAUCAAGCAAAGAGCAGACAUCAUCAUCUGUUACUCCAGGUGGUGUAGAUAUUAUGGUCAGUGAGGACAUGAAAUUAACUGACUUAGAGCUAGGAAAGCUGGCAAAUAGUAUCCAGGAGCUUUUGUAUAGUGCCUCAGAUAUAUGCCAUGAUCGAGCUGUCAGAUUUCUCAUGUCAAGAGCAAAGGAUGGUUUUCUUGAGAAGCUAAAUUCUACAGAAUUCAUAACACUUUCUAGAUUAAUAGAAGCCUUCAUUUUAGACACUGAACAGAUCUGUGGAAGAAAAAGCAUGUCAUUACUUGGAGCACUUCAGAGUCAAGCUAAUAAAUUUGUAAAUAGGUUUCAUGAAGAGAGAAAAACCAAGCUCAGCCUCCUGUUAGACAAUGAACGCUGGAAGCAAGCUGAUGUUCCUGCAGAAUUUCAAGAUCUUGUUGAUUCUAUAGCUGAUGGAAAAAUUGCUUUACCUGAAAAAAAAUCAGGGGCUACAGAAGAAAGAAAACCAGCUGAAGUUCUCAUUGUUGAGGGACAACAGUAUGCUGUUGUUGGAACUGUAUUGCUGUUAAUAAGAAUUAUCCUUGAAUACUGCCAAUGUGUGGAUAACAUCCCAUCUGUUACUACUGACAUGCUUACUCGUCUGUCAGACUUAUUGAAGUACUUCAAUUCAAGAAGUUGCCAGUUAGUUCUUGGAGCUGGUGCAUUGCAAGUUGUUGGACUAAAAACAAUAACUACAAAAAAUUUGGCUCUUUCUUCACGUUGUCUUCAGUUAAUUGUGCACUACAUUCCUGUGAUACGGGCUCAUUUUGAAGCUCGACUGCAGCCUAAGCAAUAUAGCAUGCUUAGGCAUUUUGAUCAUAUCACUAAGGACUACCAUGACCACAUAGCUGAAAUAUCAGCUAAGCUUGUAGCGAUAAUGGAUAGCUUAUUUGACAAGCUGUUAUCUAAGUAUGAGGUGAAAGCUCCUGUUCCUUCUGCCUGCUUCAGGAAUAUUUGUAAGCAAAUGGCAAAAAUGCAUGAAGCUAUAUUUGAUCUCCUUCCAGAAGAACAAACACAGAUGUUGUUUUUAAGAAUUAAUACAAGUUACAAACUUCACUUGAAAAAGCAGUUAUCUCACUUAAAUGUGAUAAAUGAUGGAGGACCUCAAAAUGGGUUGGUCACAGCAGAUGUAGCUUUUUACACUGGAAAUCUUCAAGCCUUAAAAGGCCUUAAAGAUUUGGACCUAAAUAUGGCUGAGAUCUGGGAACAGAAGAGGUGAUGACAUACUGGAAAACUAAGUAGGUCAUCUGACCAGUGGGAGAUAUGUUUAUGAAGAAAAUAUGGAUGCCUGUGACUCGAGAACUGAUCCUGGAACCCAAAGAGAACUGGGGUAGGGAAGGGGAAAAGGAAAGUAUCAGUGCUGGGAAUCUGGAUUCAGGGGGAUCUACAAGGAAUGCCAUUUUUGUGCAUCCUUUAGUAAGGAAUAACUGAUCAGGUGUCUAUAACAUUUUUCAUUCUCUCUGGAAACAGACUCAGGUUUCUUUGGACCAAAUCCAAAAGAACACAUAGCUGUAACACAGCUGUAGUUGACUAGAAUGCUCUGUAUACUUUAUAUUUAAAAAAAAAUGCUUUGCAUUUCUUCCAGUGCAAUGAAAUUCAUAUGGUAUCCCACCUUAUUUAAUAAUGGUACAACUUAAAAUAUUAAAAAUCUUAGUCAACCUCUGUAGAAAGUUUUCUCUAUGAAAGUAAAGCUGUUUGAAAAAUUAUUUUUUUACAGAUCUUUCUAUAAAAAUAAACAUCUUUUGAUUGCUUGGAUUUAGGAAUUCAGUUUUUGUUUUAGUGACUAAUGUCAAGUUUCAGGUUUUGUGUGUCACAUAUUGAAUCUUUCUACUCCUACCACUUAUCAGCCUUCCAGAACAGUCUAAAUACUCGAAAGGCCAAUUACUCGGAAUAAUUAAAUAAGAUAUUGGCAUUAAUUUGUUCAACUAAUUUAAAUACUAUAAAGAAGCGGCAUAAAAAAGGCUACAGUAUAAUAGCUGUAUUUUUACGAAAGUAUGAAGUUUUUUCCCUUUUUAUUCCUAGUGGGGGUAAGAAUUUGUAUUCAUAUAAUCUGCCGCCUUAUGAGUUCUAAUUUUAACAUUUAGAUAAACAUAUGAAGAAUGGCCCCCUUGGGUUCUUGUUUUUAAGUUACUUUUGAUGUGUAUAUGAACAAAGACCAGGGAGGAGAAGAACUUUUAAAAUACAGACUAUAUUGGACCCAGAAAUAUAAGGUGAUGAGUUAAGUUGUUUAAAGACUUUUUAUAAUUCCUACCUUCAAAAUUAAAAUCAGCAGCACUCUACAAAUGAAAGUGCCUGUGCCUCACCUCACAUUGAGAAUCUUGCCUACCCUGUUAGUGCCUAACCUUGUGGUGAUUAUGUACAAUGAAAUAGUUUUAUUUUGUGCUCUUCAGUGUCCUAAAAGGAAAGCCUGUUGUCUUUAUCAUUAUAGAGGUAUGUCAUUGGUUCAUAAACUGUCUAAAAUAAAGGUAUAAAAAAUUACCAGACUUUAAAAGACAACUUCUUUUAAUAGUAUACAGUAUACUUUAAAAUAAAUAAAUAAGCAGCCUACUCAAAACAAGUAUGCAGAAAUUGGAAAAUGUGAUUUUAGAGAAAAGGCACAAUGGAACUUCCAGCAGACCUGAUUUGAAAGUUAUUCAUGAACAGUUUUCAAGAAAAGGAAACUUCAAGGAAAGGGAACUUGUCUGUAAAAAGUUAUACUGCCACCCCACCCCCCAGACUAGAGAACAAGGAUGUGACAGAAAUGCCCAACCUCUGCCCAACCCACCCCUCUCAGCUAGGAAAAGAAACACUGCUUUGUUUCAAUAAAUGGAAAGUCUGUGGAAAGCAUGGCAGGCAUCCCAUCCCAGCUUUAGAACAAGAUGAGAGGUACUGAAUACCUUCAAGUUUAAUUCCUAUAGAAAUAACUGGGUUUGCUAGGUACUGGCCAGUGAGUAAAUAUUCCAGGAGCAAAUUUUCCAGGAGCAAAUCUUCCAACUCAUAUAACUGUUUAGUAAGAGCAAACCAUUUUAUUUCAUCAUUUCAUAAAGUUGUCCUUGAAAAGCAUAAAGGUAUACAUGUAUUACUUCACAGCUUUAUUUUUGAAACCAUAAGCAAUUCAAAAUGACCAUCACUAAGGCAUCUGUUAAAAGAUCUUCCAGCAGAGCUGCCCUAGUUUAAGCAUUGCACUUUAAGAUUAACUGACUUUCAGGAUUCUCUUCAAAAUGAAAAGUAUUGCUUCCAUCUGUGCUUUUCUUAGACUAAAAGCAUACUGCAGAAAACUCUACUUUAAAAAUUAACAGUGCAAGAUACUGCAGAAAACUCUACUUUAAAAAUUAACAGUGCAAGAUACAGUAACAUAGUACCUGCCUAUUUUAGAAUCCUAGAUAACAUUUUAUUGUAAGAAACUAUUUAACCCAUAAUUAGUAUAAAGUGUACACAGUAUUUUCCAGUUCAGUGGUCCAAAAUGCGAAGGUUUCCAGAUACAAUCUUGUUCUCUAAUACUGCUCCAGGUGGGAUGUCAAUUCUGUCACCAUGAUUUGCGAUGAUGAUAACUGUUCCCUAAGUGACAGGGAAAACAAAAAGCAAGAGUGUACUUGCAGCAGCAACUGAAAUGAAAUCGAUAAUCUUAAAAUUACCCAGUUUGUGUAGAACUACUUUACAAUGGAGUAACUGUAUUUAUAAACAUUAAACAUGAAAAACGUUA
This is a messenger RNA of Choloepus didactylus (southern two-toed sloth), 6282 nucleotides long. RefSeq names its product VPS54 subunit of GARP complex (gene VPS54). Bases 886 to 3819 code for a protein of 977 amino acids. Gene Ontology annotation, cellular component: GARP complex. NCBI's taxonomy places the organism in Eukaryota, Metazoa, Chordata, Mammalia, Pilosa, Megalonychidae. The transcript is spliced from 23 exons. Gene Ontology annotation, biological process: Golgi to vacuole transport; retrograde transport, endosome to Golgi. Gene Ontology annotation, molecular function: syntaxin binding. The record is from RefSeq and is a predicted model, not a curated record.